Molecule: messenger RNA, 2146 nt
Organism: Nomia melanderi (Alkali bee)
Lineage: Eukaryota; Metazoa; Arthropoda; Insecta; Hymenoptera; Halictidae
Product: cilia- and flagella-associated protein 298
Biological process (GO): regulation of cilium movement; regulation of sodium ion transport
Cellular component (GO): plasma membrane
Molecular function (GO): sodium channel regulator activity
Source: RefSeq, a predicted model, not a curated record
AUCCGUCGGCGCCGCGGCCAGGACGAAAAGUCUCCACCCCCGGGGUUCGCAGAUCACCGCCGUGUGUGGCUCGCCGAUGAUUGAAUGGAGGCCGACCGAUAACAGGGUGCACCGUGUACGUCGACCGUCCGCGAGCAACGCCGGCCUCCGCGCCACCCGGACGAAGAUAAAAUAACUGCGAGCCGGAGCAGGGAAAAGUCAGGGGGACGCGUAGGAUGCGACAGCAGCUGCCAGCAGCGCGGUCGGCCUGAAAGAAUCUGCUUCGGCAGCUCCCGGCUGGCACGGACCCCUCGGCCCUCCUCGACGGCACACGGCGGUUUCGAUCGAGGCGCGGCGCGGUUUAGCGGGAUCGCGGGACAAAUGUGUACGGUGGACAGUGUGACAUAGUGCGGCGAAGUAGGCGACGAAGACCACGGCGAGGGAGCGGAGAGAGUACACAGGGCCAGCCGUCGAGGGAACGCGGGAAGAGGAGGAGGUGGUGGGAAGACAGGAUGCGGGGGCACAGGAAGAGGGCGCAGAGCCCCGACGAUUUCGCUUCUUCUUCGUAGGGGAUCGUUUCGCUUCAUCGACGUCCAUCUUGACGACGGGCAGAGAGCACGCCGAGGACGCCGACGACGACGACGACGACGCCCACGAAGACGACGACGUCAGCCAGGUGCACCAUUGAAACGAGCACUGCCGUUUGUUCUCCAAGAUGGCGGACGUAAAAGAGGAGAAGCAGACGUUUCUGCAGAAGCUGCUGUUCUACACGACCGCGUUCUUCAUCCUCCUCAGCACCUUCAGCCUCUUUGCCUUCCUCUUCUUGGUCCCCUUCGUCAUCGACCCCGCCUUCACCACCAUCUUCAUGCAGUUCGAUACUCGGCCAGCCGAGUGUGUCACCAUCGACGUUGAGUCCAGGAGAGGUACGAGCAACUGCUCAUGGACGUCCUGUAGAGAGGGUUGCACCAAGGAGCUGUACGAUUGCACGCAAAUACGCGUCAACUACAAGCUACCGACUAACGUGUCAGAGGAUAGCGACGGACAGGGUGAGGGAGGUGGAGCGGUAGGAGGUGUCGAGGAUGACGAAGACAGCACGACGAUGGGGAAACCGCGUUACGAGCGCUCCCUAAGGGAGUAUGAUUACGUGGAGGACCUCGACGACGACUUCGCCGAGGACGACGAAACUGGACUGCCGAAACCCUUCCCUACAGGUCUCAUGGGCAACGACUCCGAGUGGUAUUUCACCGGGGCCAAGCUGUUCCCCAACGUAAAAGGCUGUGGAUACCCUCCAAUGCUGAAUUGCAGUAUUUUCUACCGUCAGUACGCCAACAUAGGGCAGAACUUUAGCUGUUACUACUCGAAAGUGGACCCCGGGAUAGUCAUCAGCGACCUCGACAUGUGGCAGGUGUACAUGAAUCUGGUGUACGCGAUGGCGAUUCCGAUACCGUCUUUCAUAAUCUCGGUGAUAUACCUCACCAUCGCCUACUUCAAGAUCUACAACGAAGAGGAGGUGGUCCUCGUGGGCGGCGAGGAGGGCGAGGACGGCGGCGAGGGUGAGGGCAGGAACGCGACACCCGUGCCACUGACGAGCGUCGCCCUUACGCCCGGCAGCGAGGCUUUCAGGGAUGACCUAACAAGCUUCGGGUAUCAGCUGCAAAUCGCCAUGGUCGACGACAUCAGCAGGGACAAGCUGGAUGGGAUACCCAACUCGUACUCCAUUCAGGGAAACUUGAGCAAGACGAUGACGACGAGUAUCUCAACUCCCCCUGGGCCGACGGCGGCAGUCUGAAGCGGCACUUUCAAGGUCUGAACAACAUCUCGUGGAAACCGCACUAAAGUGACCCAGGGAACGGGGACGAGAGAAAACGGAGGAGCGAAAGGGAUGAAGAAAGCGAGAAAGAGAGAGAAACAGCGAGGAAAAGGGAGAACGAAAAAGAUGGGAGUUAGAGGAUGGGGUCAGGUUCUACGGAGCCUAUUAAAAGUUACCGACCGCGGACAGCCAAUAUUCUCUCACCGACUAACAAGAAGAAGCAAGAAAAAGAAGAAGAAGAAGAAGAGGAAGAAGGUGGCAGGCAAGCAGGCAGGCGAUCAAGAAACCAAGUACUAAUAACGCGAACUACAGGAAGCAACGUAGCUAACAGGAAUUAUCACGGAGUGAACCAGAGAU